AUGGCUGAGACAAUAUAUUCGGAUGUUGUUGGACGGCAAAAUUUGUCUGGAGCAGCUAACUACUGGUCAAUGGUUAUGGAGCUACGUCCCUAUCUAUUCCAGUGUGGUUCUGCCAUCUUUCAAGAAGUACCAGACUCAGCACUAUUCCGGCUUCCAGCCUUUGCUCAACAAGACGUCCAGAAUUGGAUGAAGCACCAGUUUCCAAGCGAUUUUUCUGUGUUGAAAGCGAAUGCAGGAAGUAGGGUUGAUCUCCAGCGGAUCCAGAAUCAGCUUCUUCAACUUGCCCUUGAAGAAACUCAAUCUUUACUUGCAUCACAAAGUUUUCAAUUAGCUGAAGUUGCUAGAAGAUAG
Molecule: messenger RNA, 351 nt
Organism: Psilocybe cubensis
Lineage: Eukaryota; Fungi; Basidiomycota; Agaricomycetes; Agaricales; Agrocybaceae
Exons: 2
Coding region: 1-351 (116 amino acids)
Source: RefSeq, a predicted model, not a curated record